Messenger RNA from Alexandromys fortis (reed vole), 4054 nucleotides. It is a transcript of the gene Ppp1r3b, whose product is annotated as protein phosphatase 1 regulatory subunit 3B. Gene Ontology annotation, molecular function: glycogen binding; protein phosphatase regulator activity; protein phosphatase 1 binding. Gene Ontology annotation, cellular component: protein phosphatase type 1 complex. The transcript has 2 exons. Bases 192 to 1049 code for a protein of 285 amino acids. The record is from RefSeq and is a predicted model, not a curated record. Gene Ontology annotation, biological process: regulation of glycogen catabolic process; regulation of glycogen biosynthetic process. NCBI's taxonomy places the organism in Eukaryota, Metazoa, Chordata, Mammalia, Rodentia, Cricetidae.
GGGCUCCUCCUCCUUGGUCGUCUCCGGGAACUAAGCCCAGGCCCUACCUCCGGGACACUCCGAGGCUCACGUAGUUCAGGGGCAACAGUCACCCCUGCCACUUCUCUCCGGCUCUCCCAUGAGGCCAGCGAGCAGGGGCCCGGGCUACGGCGCCGCGGGAGAGAUUUCUAGCCCGCUCGUCUAGUCCCGUGAUGGCUGUGGACAUAGAAUACAGCUACAGCAGCAUGGCCCCUUCUCUGCGCCGGGAACGCUUUACCUUCAAGAUCUCCCCAAAGCUGAGCAAGCCCCUGAGACCCUGUAUUCAGCUGGGCAGCAAGGAUGAGGGCAGCGGCGGCAUAGUGGCCCCCACGGUGCAGGAGAAGAAGGUGAAGAAGCGGGUGUCCUUUGCUGACAAUCAGGGGCUGGCCCUGACAAUGGUCAAAGUGUUCUCGGAAUUUGAUGACCCGCUAGAUAUUCCAUUUAACAUCACCGAGCUCCUCGACAACAUCGUGAGUCUGACGACAGCGGAGAGCGAGAGCUUUGUCUUGGAUUUCCCGCAGCCUUCCGCAGACUACUUAGACUUCAGAAAUCGGCUUCAGACCAACCAUGUCUGCCUGGAGAACUGUGUGCUGAAGGAGAAAGCCAUUGCGGGCACGGUGAAGGUCCAGAACCUGGCAUUCGAGAAGGUUGUGAAGAUCAGAAUGACAUUUGACACCUGGAAAAGCUUCACAGACUUCCCUUGUCAGUAUGUGAAGGACACUUACGCUGGUUCAGACAGGGACACGUUCUCCUUUGACAUCAGCUUACCUGAGAAAAUUCAGUCUUACGAGAGGAUGGAGUUUGCUGUGUGCUAUGAGUGUAAUGGCCAGGCCUACUGGGACAGCAACAAAGGCAAAAACUACAGGAUCAUCCGGGCUGAACUCCGAUCCCCUCAGGGAGUGAUUGAGCCAUACAAUGGACCAGAUUUUGGAAUAUCCUUUGACCAGUUCGGAAGCCCCCGGUGUUCCUAUGGCCUGUUUCCAGAGUGGCCUAGCUACCUGGGCUAUGAAAAGUUGGGACCCUACUACUAGUGAGUGCCCUGGACAGUCUGACUCUGAUCCAGAUGGGGUAGAGACCGCAAGACAAGAGUGAAGCUGAACUGCCACUGGGCAGGGUCUUUGAAAAGACAGGAUCCUGUUCACCUCUUUUGUAAACCAGCAAUUCUGGCACGCUUCUGUCACGGCUGGUUCCUUGCUCAGAGGAGAGCAGGUGUGCUGGUCCUCUGUGGCAUCCAGGUUGGCCACAAAGGAAGGCACAGGAUGGUGCCAGGGUGGUCUGGAGAGGAGCCAAGCAGGCAAGCGUGGAGGUAGCUGGCCUCUCCUCUACCAUUGGAUGUGCGAAGUCAGUCUCCCAGAAGCCACCAGUCUCCAGCCUUCUCCAGCCUGACCAUUGACCUCGGGGGGCCCUGCCCACCCUUACGUUUCUUCACGUUGCCUUCAUUCCACACAUCCUCAGAGUGGCCUUUAUCUUGGCUCUGUGACACACUAGCCUGAUAGCCCGCAACUGCAGAAGAGGGACGGAGGCUGCCCCGUUCUGUGCAAGCUCCUACUCCACGGUUCUUUUCUUCUCCUCCACAGCCCAGCCAGUGAUCCAGACAAGAUAAUCAAAGCAAAUAAGUAGCUUGUGGCUGGGAUAGGCAUUUCCUCUCCCCUCUUCCUGACCCUCCUUUAUAUUCCAAUAGGGGGGGCACACACCAGUUACUAGAAAGUCACUGAUCUCCUUUUGGAGUCAGCUUUGUGACCAGGUGGGACAGUCGAAAGUUCUAGCUUUUCCCCUUGGCUUUUGGGGGCGCUUUCUAAGCACUCAGUUUCACCCCCAAAUUACCGGAAGGCUCAAUGACUAGCUCUUUGCCAGGCUGGUGCGUGAGCUGCUUUGGUCACGGGAGAAUCAUAGCUCUCCUCUCCUGGAGUGUCCACUUCAAUGCUGCAUCUGAGACUUUCAAACAGCAUGUUUGGGAUAUCCUCGAAGCCUGCAGAAAAUGCUUCGAUUUGUCUGCAGUAUACAGUUACAUUCGGAAUGCUUCACAAGCCCCCAAGGACCUUGAUUGGGAGCUUUUACUUAUGGUGUGUAUUGUAAAGGGGAGGGGAGAAAAACCUCACUGAGUUUUUCUAUGCUAUUUUAAACAUUUGUCAACUCUGAGGUAUCAGAGAUGAAUUUUUUUUCUGAACCAUAUUGGACGGCAGUGUAUUAUCAAGUGGUAUUUCGAGACUCCUGGAACUGUUACCAUCGGAUGGACCCCCACAACCUGUGAUUUUUCUCUUGGGCAAAUUAAAAUUACAGGGAAGUUGGAAAACUAUUUUUACAUGCAUAUUUGUAGAACUCUAGGGGCGUUGUUUUGUUUUGGAAAAUUGGUAAAAUGUCUGUUUAAUUUUUUUCUUGCUGAAGCAAAGUUUCCCUGAGGCUACAGGGAAAGAGGGGCAGGGUAUCAUGGAUUCAGGGGUGCGCGGGGAGGCGCUGAACAUGACCCUGGGCCCUCUGGCUUCGGAAGUUAGCAUCAGGCAGGUAGCAAAUGUUUUUGAUCUUAGCAUGUGUGAUUUCUUUUUUAUCUUUUUUUUUUUUUCACUUUUGAAGUUUAAAGUGUUUUAACUUUUUAAGCGCUGUUUUGUCUGGUUUUCUAUCCCUAUAUCUGGUACUGGUCUGUACUAUGUGCUUUGUGGCUCUCCCAGAUGGGUAGCGCUCUGGGGUUGCAUGCUGAUGUCUGUGGGGAAAUCACAUUCGUGAGUCAGGUUGAAGUCAGGUGGGGUUGUGCGUUGUGUAAGCAUGCCAUAUCUCUGCUAGAUGGAUGUACUUUAAAUGUUCCAGUUAUGGUGAUUGGAGCUGCUAGGUUUAAAUUGGAUGCAAGCAAAACUGAGCUCUUAUGGGUCAUACGGUUCAUCUUGGGCUAAGUUUUCUUUUCCUGGUGCAGUAAGGCAGCCAGCUGCACGGUUACUCACAGAGUAGCAGACUAGAGAUCAUUUUCAGAAGAAAAGGGCCCCCACUAACUACAGCAUGAAGUCUGUCCAGUGGUGUGGAAUGGUUUUCAGACAUUCCAUGUCAUAACAUGAGAUAUGGUAAUUCCACAUUAUUUAUCCCCUCUGAAGCAGAAAUAAACCCACGCCCCCUUUUACCAAGAUUUGUCCCAGCUUUCUUGCUAGGGGCCCUGAUUGAAAGCCCCUAGCCAGCACACCUGGGAUAGGCACCCCAGCGCUCAGCCCAGAGGACGUGUCUUCACCUGCUUGCCAAGACUCUUCUUCACUUCCCUCCUCACUGCUGUCACUCACUGAGACUCUGAAGACUCUCUGUACAACCCUCCUCCUUCUGACCCAGUCUGUCCCGUGACUGAGAUAGCCCCGGGAGCUGCCUUGAGAGACUACACUUUACUCCUAGCUCACCAUUGUAGACAAACCUACACGCCUCAGAGGGUGACAGGCCCCUUGCUUGAAGAUCCCUUGGCAAACCUGGCCUGGAGAUCUGCCUUCGUGCAACCCUUGGUUACGGCGAUGAAUGGACUCUGACCCCAGCGUCCAUCCCAGACACUAUAAUCCAGGAAGGGAAGGGCAACCCUAUUUCUGUUUCAUAUUUAUUUCCCCAAAUCCUCUGGGAUGCUUUUGCAGAAUGGCUAUAGUAAAUAACCUGGGCUACGAAAUUUCAUCUGGUAAACAAGUUUUCUGUGUUUCUUACAAGAAGCAUUUGAGUGCUGUGUGAACUCUUUUAUAGGAAAGCUAGUAAGAAAUAGUGGAAGUCUGUAGCUCGCAAGAAACGGAAGCAACUUGAAUCAAUGGUUGGAGUUGUUUUAUCCCUGAGAUGGAAGCUGCAUGCUGGCUGUUUGUUCCAGGAAGGUCUUCACGUACCUGGAGCUAAGUUGUUCCAGAAAUCAUGGGAUCUUCCCUAGAGCGGCAUCUUCCCUAGGAGACAGUCUGGCAACGGUCCUGAAGUGGAGGACAGUAGUUCCUCCUGCUGCAGGCUGUAAGGUACCCCCAGCUCAACCCACAAAGCUGUGAGUGUUUCCACGGUUUUGCUGCUCAUUCCCAGAGACACCCCCCCCCCCCCCCGGCCA